CAAACUAUCAACAAAAGAGUUUCCCAUACUCUUCAUCCUUCUUGGCUGCCAUGAGCAUCAGCUUCCUACACAGUCUUGGCCUCGUGGAGUUCCUAUUGAUGGGGAGAUUACAUGUCUACUUUGACUGUCUUUAUUAUCACCAUCACUUUUGGUGUAUAGACACUCAGCAAAUGCCUCUCCCCAGCCCUUCCCUUUCUGGGUAGGAGCCAUGCCUGCAGUGAAACUUGUUCUCUUGCAAUCUGAGCUGCCCGUUUUGCAGUCAGAGCCACAUGUUUGAAGCUUCUCUUGAGCAACAGAGAAACGUGCCCCAUGGUGAAUCAGAGAAGUUUCUUCACUCGAGGUCAAAGGUGACACAUGCCUUAUAAACACCUCCCUGGCUCAGGGCUCCUCACCAGUACUGCUGCCUCCACACUUCUGUGCAUUGAGGGUGAAUGUGAAGUUAGGGAGAUGACGAAGCUGGAAGACCACCUGGAGGGAAUCAUCAACAUCUUCCACCAAUACUCCAUUCGGGUGGGGCAUUAUGACACCCUCAGCAAGCGUGAGCUGAUGCAGCUGAUCACAAAGGAACUUCCAAAUGCCCUCAAGAACACCAAAGACCAACCUUCCAUUGACAAAGUAUUCCAAGAGCUGGAUGCUGAUAAAGACGGACAGGUCACCUUUGAGGAAUUCAUAGUCUUGGUGUCCAGGGUGCUGAAGACUGCCCAUGAGGCUAUCCACCAAGAGUAGACGCUCUGAUGGGCUCUUCCAGCAAUGUCCCCAAGAAGACUUUCCCUUCUCCUCACCGAAGUCUGCCUUGCCUGAAGGAAGCGAGAGUUAAUAAAAGUACCCUUGAACCGUU
Molecule: messenger RNA, 838 nt
Organism: Balaenoptera musculus (blue whale)
Lineage: Eukaryota; Metazoa; Chordata; Mammalia; Artiodactyla; Balaenopteridae
Gene: S100A12
Product: S100 calcium binding protein A12
Exons: 4
Coding region: 355-726 (123 amino acids)
Biological process (GO): positive regulation of canonical NF-kappaB signal transduction; antimicrobial humoral immune response mediated by antimicrobial peptide; endothelial cell migration
Cellular component (GO): cytoplasm; extracellular exosome
Molecular function (GO): RAGE receptor binding; calcium ion binding
Source: RefSeq, a predicted model, not a curated record